AUGCCUUCGAAUCAUUCUUCUAAAUCAAAAAUAGAUAUAUCAGAAUCUUCACCAUCUUCACCAACUUUAAAUCAUGAUAGAACCAAAUCACAAAGAUUAAUAGAUAUAAAAUAUUCAACCUACAGUACUUUUAAAAAUGUAUUCAAAGAAUAUAGAAAUAGAGAUUGUUUUGGAUGGAGAGAAAAGGUAGAGGUAUCCGAAGAGUAUCCUUUUGGAUUAGGUCAAUAUCAAUGGAUAACCUACGAAGAAUUUCAAAAGAGUUCAGAGUAUUUUGGUAAUGCGCUAGCUCAUUUGAUACCAUCUAGAUCAUUUGUUGGAGUGUGUGCAAACAAUUGUAUUGAAUGGUACUAUGCAGAUUUCGGAUGUCUUUGGUAUGGUAUGAGAGUGGUACCUUAUCAUCAUCAAAUCAAUUGCGAAUCGAUGUUGGAGAUGCUCACCAAUUCAGAGACAUCGUGUAUGAUCAUUUCGAAAGUUGCAUUCGCCGGGUUGGUAGAUAUAAUCACCAAGUCAAAGUAUAGAAAGAUCAAACUAAUCAUACACAUCGAAGAUGACUUUGAUGAGGAAACAAGACUACGUCUACCACCAACCAUUCAAUUCCGACUAUUCAGUAACAUGAUGGAAACAGGUCGUAGAAUUACCAAACUAAAACAUAAUCCAAUUAAAAAAGAUGAAAUAUUAUCAUUAAUUUAUUCUUCUGGUUCAACUGGUUUACCAAAAGGUGUUAUUACAUCCGAUAGAGAUUAUAAUCAAUAUGUUUACUCUACGAACAAUGAAUAUCCACAUGUUGCAAUUAGUUAUACUACUCUUGCACAUGUUCAACGGCGAUCCGACCAUAAGGUGCUGUAUUGUGGUGGUAGAAUAGGUUUGUUCUCUGGCAAUAUGGAGACACUCUUUGAUGAUCUGAGGCUGCUGCGUCCACACAGCUUCUGGGCGGUGCCAAGAAUCUGGAAUAUCAUACAUGCACAGUAUCAACACGAGAUCACCCAGUAUCAAUCGGCCGCGCCAUCAUCAUCAUCGAUCAGUAGAAACCAAGCGGAGCUUGUUAUCGGUGAGCGUUUCAAGCUGAUUCUUGGCGAUAGAAUUCAAAUGGUGAUGACUGGCUCUGCACCUACUUCGCCGGCGGUCAUGGAGUUCAUCAAGAGAACGUGGGCACCUGCACCCGUUCUGACACUGUACGGCUGUACCGAGGCACUCGUUAUCUCUGUCAAUGACAACGUGCUGGAGCGUGUCGACUACAAGAUAGUACCGGUGGAGGAAUUCGGCUAUUCACCAGACGAUCAACCCUAUCCUCGCGGUGAACUACACGUUAAAGUCGAUCUUAACACCGGUUACUAUCGAAAUGACCAGGCUAACAACCAAGCAUUCCAAGAUGGUUGGUACAAGACUGGCGACAUCAUUGAACAGUAUGCACCAAGAAAGAUAAGAGUUAUCGAUCGUAAAAAGAAUGCUUUUAAAUUAGCAAAUGGUGAAUUCGUUGCACCAGAAAAGAUAGAGAAUAUGUUUUAUGCAUCAGAAAUCAUUGAACAUAUUUUUAUUUAUGGUUAUAUCGAUAAGACAUUCUUGACAGCUAUUGUUGUACCUAAAGAACAUAUUCUACAUAAACAUAAACUGACAAUCGAUAGUUCCAAAGAGGAAGUAGAAGAGAAUCUACCGAUUAGAAAUGAAAUAAUGAAUGAAUUGGAAAGAAUAUCAAAGUUAAAGAGUUUGGCAAAUUAUGAAAUACCUAAAAUGAUUACAAUCGAUAAUAAUAAGUGGACGAUUGAAAGUGGUAUGAUUACAGGUAGUGGCAAGUUUUGUAGAUCAAUUAUCUAUAAUCAUUAUGUGAAUGAUUUUAUGAGAAUGAAUGAUACCAUUGAAUCGAUUCAGACGGGUCUACGAUCACAAACAACAGAAGAGAAAUCAGACUAUAUCGAAACAUACCUCAGACUUGUACUUGGACUCGAUAGUUCAAGUGAAUCAAUAGAUCUCUCUAAAUUAUCAUUCACUCAAAUGGGUGGUGAUUCUGUUGGUGCCGUUAGAUUAUCAUCUUUAUUAAAAGAAAAAGCAAAUAUAGAUAUAUCACCACAAUUCAUUUUAAAUAAGAAUAAUAAUAUGAAUGAUAUCUCGAAUAUUGUGAAGAGUGGAAGUAGUUCCAGUGUAAAUCAAGUAUCAAUCGAUUGGAGUAAGGAGAUGGAAUUGGAUAGUGAUAUCACUGCUGUUGGAAAGAGUGCUAAACCAAUAAAGUCUGUUGGUAACAAUGUUUUCUUGACUGGUGCAACUGGAUUCCUAGGUGCAUUCUUGUUGUUUGAUCUGUUGGCAAAUCGUGGUGCUACCAUAGGCAAUGUCUACUGUUUGGUUAGAGGUCAAUCUGUAGAGGCUGCCAAAUCAAGAUUGUUACAGAAGCUCUGUGAAACCUACCGGUUGGUUUUGAGCAGCGAGAUGAUCGAUAGAAUCAUCGUUGUCAUCGGUGACCUCGAAGCCGAGAGACUGGGCAUUGCCAACGACCAGUACAACCAACUUGUAGAGAAUGUCGAUCUCAUCAUUCACAACGGUGCGUACGUUCAUCUUUUGAAUCCGUAUCCCAAUAUGAAAGGAACCAAUGUCGGUGGUACAGCGGAAGUACUUCGGCUGGCGAGUGCAGUCGGACAGCAACACUCGAUUAGCGUAGCGCAUAUCUCAACGAUCGGUUGUUUCUCUGAGCGUAACAAGGUUAUCACAGAGUUUGACAAACCAAAUGUUGAUCAUCUAGAUAAGAUGUUUGGCUAUACACAAUCAAAGUUGGUAGCUGAGCAACUGGUUACAAGUGCUCACCGCACCCGUAACAUUCAGGCUAUCAUACUCCGACCUGGAACCAUCUAUGCCAGCAGUGAAACCGGUAUAGACAACGAACACGAUUUCGUAAGAUUAGUAUUCCGUUCGAUUCUACACCUUGGUAGUUAUCCAAAGUUAAACAACCAGAACGGUGGAUCACUUCUCAACUUGUCGCCAGUCGAUUGGGUUGCAUCGUCAGUCACCAAUCUCUCACUCAAUCAACAGCAACAACAUCAACAACAACAACAAGAAUCAGAAAAUAUUCCAAUUUAUCACUUAAUUAAUCAACAUAAUAUUAGUCUAUCGGAAUUCUGUAAGGUUGUCAAUGACAAAGUUACACCUUUGUUGGAAUUGGAAUUCGAUGAAUGGAAAUCGAGACUGUUGUCACAACCAACCAAUCCACUGCACUCUAUGAGUUUAGUCUUUAACAAAGAAUACCCAGUGUUUUCGAGCUAUGGAUUCUCCAAUCCACUCACCCUCCAAAAGCUUAUUGACUGUGGAAUGAAUGCAUGUCCAUACGUAUCAAAGAAGUUGAUUAUUAAGAAUAUUAGAUAUUUGCAACAACUUAAAAAUUGA
Heterostelium album PN500 is the source of this 3366-nucleotide messenger RNA. RefSeq lists its product as uncharacterized. NCBI's taxonomy places the organism in Eukaryota, Evosea, Eumycetozoa, Acytosteliales, Acytosteliaceae. The transcript is spliced from 8 exons. Gene Ontology annotation, molecular function: long-chain fatty acid-CoA ligase activity. The coding region runs from base 1 to 3366 and encodes 1121 amino acids. Gene Ontology annotation, cellular component: endoplasmic reticulum; membrane. Gene Ontology annotation, biological process: long-chain fatty acid metabolic process. The record is from RefSeq and is a predicted model, not a curated record.